AUGCUGCAGGUCACAAACAUAGAAACCAAAUCCGAUAUUUCUACACAGCCUGAAAAUCGGGUUAAAGCUAAGGUGAAAAGUAGAUCAAAUGGUACAACUACAAAUACGAAAACAAUUAAAACACCAGGUACUAGAGUAGAGAGAGUGGCUCAAGCAUGCGAUAGGUGCCGUGCAAAGAAAACCAAAUGUGAUGGUAAAGUACCAACUUGUUCCAGUUGUGCAGCAGUCGGGUUUAAGUGUAUCGUUUCUGAUAAGUUAUCAAGACGGGCAUUUCCUAAGGGAUACACCGAGACAUUAGAGGAAAGAAUUAGACAGCUUGAAAUAGAGAACAAAAAGUUGGUAGGGAUCCUCGAUUUACGGGACGAACAGCUUGAUAUGCUAAAUACGAGAAUGAAUGGUCAAGAUGCCAGUUUCGACGAUAUACGAUCGAGUGGUUCUGUAAAGGACAACGAGAUGCAACCAGUAACAUCUUCGAAUUUGUCUCUUUUGGAUAAGCAGCAUACUGAAAGGCUUCACGAGCAUGAUGAUGGGUGUCCUUGUGGUUGUUCGAACUUCCCUCAUUCGAUGCACGAGAGGCCAGUUUCUAUUGCAGGAUCGGUAUAUGAUACGGCUACUGGUCAGGCAUCUGUUCCAGGAUCCAUAAACUUAAGUGAUAAUGACGAUAACGAGAGUCUACUCAGUGACAAUGAUUUACUGCUGAUUUAUUCUCUGAAUAAUAGGGCCUUACUAAAUGCCAAUAUAUCAAACUUAACCAAGACCGGCCAUGUUAUUGGGGGUGAAACUACCCCAGCACCAGGUGCUUUUGCUGCUGCAACGGCUAUUGCACAAAUGCAAAAAAAUCGACCUUUAUCACAGCAACAGCAAUUGGAGCAUAAAGAACAAAACAAAAAACAAAUGCUUACAUCGUUAGUUGCAAUGUCAAUUCCAAGAAGUACUGAGGAAACCUUAUUUAUUCCAACCCUCUUAUCUAAAAUUUGCCAGGUCCACGGUUACAAUUCAAAACCAGCAAUACUAACUGCAAAUGCAAUAGCCUCAUUAAAAGAAAAUACUAAUGAGACCAUGAAAAAUGAUUCAUCGUCUAAUAAAAGUAGAGACGAUGAAAUGCUACUCAAAAUAAUAAUGAAUAGGUCAAACUUACAGAAAUUACCAGAAGCAGAAGCCAUUUACUUCAUUAGAAACUUAAUUAGUUUGCCGAAUUCUAGAAUAGACUUGGAUCAUUUGAUAACGGUUUAUUUCCAAGACUGGGGAAAUGCUUUCCCAAUAAUAGACAAAAACUCGUUUUUAAAGAAAUAUGUGAAAUUUACUGAACUAUUAGAACUGGGCCUGACAGACUCCUUUUCUAACGAGGAGUCUUCUGAAUCAAUUGAAAAAUUUGGUGUACUUAUGAUAUUGAUAUUAAGUUUAAGUUUAUUGUCUAAUAAGCAUAGCCAUAUGUCAUCGAAAGGUAAUAUAGACCUGAAUGAAAUCGCUAAGAAGUAUGUGUCUUAUUUGAACCAUUAUGACUAUCUUAUUCACCAGUUCAUAAAUUCAAAUUGUAUAAUGACAAAGCACUGUUCAAUCCAGUCUCUUCAAAUCCUAACCCUAUCAUUACAGUACUGUCUUGUUAUUGGUGAUAUCACUACUUGCUAUGAAUUAAGAUGCAGAGUCAUCACAAUGGCACAACAGUUGAGAUUACAUAGAUGUCCUGCAGCUGUCUUGGGGGUAACAGGUAAUAAUGGUGGAAGUGUUAAUUUGCAGAACUUCAUGCAAGGUGAAAGGCGUAUUUUGUUUUGGUGUAUUUAUUGUCUAGACAUUUACUCAUCGUUGAACUUAGGUGUUCCAAGAUUAUUGAAGGAUUUUGAAAUUGAAUGUGCAUUACCUUUUUCUGGGAAAAAUGAUGAUGAUAACGACGAUAAUGAAAAUAUUUUGAUUGUAAAUAAUACCAAGUUAUCUAUUGUUGGUAAGGUUUCUAAACUUGCUUUAAGUGUCAUGUUGUAUUGCAAAGUUUUAGGACGUAUUUUGGAUUCUAUUUUUGCAAGAUUUGAAAAUACCGAUGGGCAGAAUAAAGCUAUGGAUCAAGAGCGUAUGCUUGAUUGUUGGAGAAGGGAGUUGCCUACUGACUUGAAAUUUGAUAUUGACGUUAAUGGGUUCUCUUUAGCAGAUAAUGACUCUUCCAACGAUGCAGAAAACAGUAAUUGGAAGAACUAUAGUAAGCAACAAUUGACCUUGAUUUUCCUUUAUUAUCAUGCAAAAUUCUUGAUUUAUUUACCCAUUAUAUCUAAGUAUGGCAAUCACUAUAAUGUGGGAUUGCUGCAGAAAGAACAAUUAACGAAAGAGAAAGGGAAUAUCGCAGCAAUUGUUUCAAGUGUGAGUAUGAUUCAACAAUCAUCCACGAGGAUUCUCGAAGUGUUGAAGAGUUUAUCCAAAUAUUCAUCCUCUUACGUUUUACCUAUCCCCAUUAAUAUUUCGAGGCAACAAGCAAGGUUUGCACUUUUAGUAGCAAAAGGAAGUCUUGAGUAUAUAAAGGGAGGACCAUUGUAUCAAAACCUGAAAACCUUGUUAUUGGAUACGGUUGCAUAUUUAACAGCGGAAACCAACCACGAAAUACCUGGCGGGUUGACGAAAAAUUCUGUCAAGCUUUUGGAGCUUGCAAUAUUAAGUAUUUUUGGCUUGAGCUGUAAUAAGACUCCGCAAAACAUGAAAAAGAAACCAAAUCCGUCAGGUGUUCCUAUAACUAAAAUGGCAGUUGCAAGGGAACCUGUAUCACAACUUGAUUCUUAUAAUAAUAAUUUCAUUAUACGACCAAAUAAUAUUUCUUCAAAGACUCCUUCGCCAACUGUGUUUGAUAAGAAUAGUGUCCCUCAAGACAAUAGCAUUAACGUUGAAAAAAAUGAAGAUGGUAUUUCACUUCAACAACAGGAUUAUGGGGGCUAUCUCAGUUCCUUAGGCCCAGAAGGAUCACAAAACAAUAGCAACAAUCUAUUUAAUGAUGAUGGCCUCGAAAACAUUGAAAGUAUAUUGAAAUUUGAUCCUUUCAAGGUUACUUUGAAUAGUCAAUUGAUGAUGAAUGAAUUUGCAGCCGAUGGAUCCCUAGGUUUAGUACCGUUCUUAGAUAUGAGCAAUCCCCCUAGUGGAGAUGAAGCUUCACAGAUGUAUGAUGGCUCAUCACAGGUGAAGAUUGAAGAUCUGGACCAGAGAGUUUCAGAUGGUCAAUAUUCGAGUUUCUUUGAAUGGUCGUAG
This is a messenger RNA of Debaryomyces hansenii CBS767, 3219 nucleotides long. RefSeq names its product DNA-binding transcription factor (gene CAT8). The record is from RefSeq and is a predicted model, not a curated record. The coding region runs from base 1 to 3219 and encodes 1072 amino acids. Gene Ontology annotation, biological process: DNA-templated transcription; regulation of DNA-templated transcription. The transcript has a single exon. NCBI's taxonomy places the organism in Eukaryota, Fungi, Ascomycota, Pichiomycetes, Serinales, Debaryomycetaceae. Gene Ontology annotation, molecular function: DNA binding; DNA-binding transcription factor activity, RNA polymerase II-specific; zinc ion binding.